This is a messenger RNA of Urocitellus parryii (Arctic ground squirrel), 848 nucleotides long. RefSeq names its product Xg glycoprotein (Xg blood group) (gene Xg). NCBI's taxonomy places the organism in Eukaryota, Metazoa, Chordata, Mammalia, Rodentia, Sciuridae. Gene Ontology annotation, cellular component: plasma membrane. Gene Ontology annotation, biological process: positive regulation of neutrophil extravasation; homotypic cell-cell adhesion; T cell extravasation. The record is from RefSeq and is a predicted model, not a curated record.
CGCAGCGCGCGCGCGCGCGGCUGGUUUCCUAUUUUCCACUUGGACACAGCGCUCGCUGCCCGCCCAGGCGGGGACAUCGCCGUCAACAGGGCAGGGCGGGGCGGCCGGAGGAGACCAGCUGCGACGUGGGACGACGUGGGACGGACGCUCCCGGGGACCUCAGCCAGCCAUGGAGACCCGGCGGGGGCUGCCCGGCCUGGUGCUGCUCCUGUGUCUGCUGCCGCGCGCCCCAGCUCAGGGAGAUUUUGACCUGGCGGACGCCCUGGAUGACCCAGAACCUACCCCGAAGCCAGGCUCAGAUAUCUACCCCAAGCCCAGGCCCCCUUUCGGCCCCCAGCCUGCAAACCCGGACAGCGGAGGCAAUAUCUACCCAAGGCCAAAACCCCAGCCUCGCCCACAGCCUGGGAGCUCCGAUAACAGCGGAGGAGGGUACCAUCACAACGACGAUGAUGGACGCUACCCGCCCAGGCCCAGGCCGCCCGCAGGAGGAGAUGGCGGCGGUGGAUACAGCGGUGGACAUGGUGGCUACGGACACACAGACGGCAGAGGGGGUUACAGACCCAAACCUCGUUAUGGAAAUUCCUAUGGUGGAGACGGACAGUCCACCUACGGCAACCCACAAGGCAACACGGUGGCCAGAAUCGUGUCCCCGAUCGUGUCUGUGGUGGUGGUGGCCUUGGUGGGGGCCGGGGUCAGCUACUUCAAGUCCAACCAGAGGAGGAAUUGCUUUCGGGCCAGUGAUCCAGAGACCGUGUGAAGCUGCCCAGGUCUUCCCGAGGUCCCCACAAGGACCCCACGACGCCGGGGACCGUCCCACGGAAAAGCUCCUUUUCUAUUUCAGUGCAUUC